GGAGCGAGCGAGCGAGGGACGGAGCGCAGGAGGCGGGCCCCGCCGAAGCAGGAAGGGCUGUGGCUGGAGCUGGGGCUGUGACGGGGCUGGCAGGGCUGUGCGGGGCCGAGCGAAGGCCUGGAGUCGACGCACGGAAAGGGAGGAAGGAGACGAGGGGACUUUGCGCGCACAGCAGCGAGCCCGGGAAGCCGAGCCGGGCUGGGCCGCGGCGGCCCAGGGCGUUGGACUAGAUGACCCUCGAGGUCCCUUCCAACUCUACAAUUCUAUGAUCUUGUCAAUUCCCCGUUCUCCAGCCUUCACAUCAAGAGGCAAGGUCCUGAGCCAUGGCGGUGUGGAUUCAAGCGCAGCAACUCCAGGGGGAUGCCCUGCGGCAGAUGCAGGCCCUGUAUGGGCAGCACUUUCCCAUUGAGGUCCGCCAUUACCUCUCGCAGUGGAUUGAGAGCCAGCCAUGGGACUCCAUCGACCCGGAAAACCCCCAGGAGGGUGCCAAGGCCACGCAGUUGUUGGAGGGACUGAUCCAGGAGCUGCAGAAGAAAGCGGACCACCAGGUGGGCGAGGACGGCUUCCUUCUGAAGAUCAAACUGGGCCACUAUGCCACUCAGCUGCAGAAUACGUACGAACGCUGCCCUAUGGAACUGGUGCGCUGCAUCAGGCACAUCCUUUACCAUGAGCAGCGUCUGGUGCGAGAGGCCACAGAUAGUCCCUCGCCAGCUAGCAAUCUGGCCGAUGCCCUGUCUCAGAAGCACCUGCAGAUCAACCAGACCUUUGAGGAGCUGCGCCUUGUUACUCAGGACACUGAGAACCAGCUGAAGAGGCUUCAGCAGACGCAGGAGUACUUCAUCAUCCAGUACCAAGAAAGCCAUCGCGUACAAGCCCAGUUUGCUCAGCUAGCCCAGCUAAACCCCCAGGAGCGCAUGGCCCGCGAGUCUACUUUGCAGCAGAGGAAGGUAUCGCUGGAAGCUUGGCUGACCCGUGAGGCACAGACACUGCAGCAGUAUCGUGUGGAGCUGGCUGAAAAGCACCAGCAGACACUUUCACUGCUCCGCAAGCAGCAAACCAUUAUCCUGGACGACGAACUGAUUCAGUGGAAGAGGAGGCAACAGUUAGCGGGGAAUGGCGGGCCCCCUGAGGGCCCUUUGGAUGGAUUGCAGGCUUGGUGUGAGAAGCUAGCUGAGAUCAUCUGCCAGAACCGCCAGCAAGUGCGCCGUGUUGAACAUCUGUGUCAGCAGCUGCCCAUUCCAGGGCCCAAUGAAGAGAUGUUGGCUGACAUCAACACCACGGUCACAGACAUAAUUUCUGCCCUGGUGACUAGUACUUUUAUUAUUGAAAAGCAGCCUCCCCAGGUGCUGAAGACCCAGACCAAGUUUGCAGCCACGGUGAGGCUGCUGGUUGGUGGAAAGUUAAAUGUCCACAUGAACCCCCCACAGGUGAAGGCCACCAUCAUCAGCGAGCAGCAGGCCAAAGCCCUCCUGAAGAAUGAGAGCACCCGCAAUGAGAGCAGCGGUGAUAUCUUGAACAACUGCUGUGUGAUGGAAUAUCACCAGGCGACUGGUACUCUGAGCGCUCAUUUCCGCAACAUGUCCUUGAAGCGGAUCAAGCGCUCUGACCGACGCGGCGCCGAGUCAGUGACCGAGGAGAAGUUCACCAUCCUCUUUGAAUCCCAGUUCAGCGUUGGCGGCAACGAGUUGGUCUUCCAGGUGAAGACGCUGUCCCUGCCUGUGGUGGUGAUUGUGCACGGCAGCCAGGACAACAACGCCACGGCCACGGUGCUGUGGGACAACGCUUUCGCAGAGCCGGGCCGUGUCCCCUUCGCCGUGCCCGACAAGGUGAUGUGGUCGCAGCUCUGCGAGGCCCUCAACAUGAAGUUCAAAUCGGAGGUCCAGAGCAGCCGAGGUCUCACCAAGGAAAACCUGCUCUUCUUGGCCCAGAAACUGUUCAAUAGCAACAUGAACCUCUUAGAAGACUACAACGGCAUGGCUGUUUCCUGGGCCCAGUUCAACAGGGAGAACCUCCCAGGACGAAAUUACACAUUCUGGCAGUGGUUUGAUGGGGUGAUGGAAGUCCUGAAGAAACACUUGAAACCUCACUGGAAUGAUGGGGCUAUUCUAGGUUUUGUCAACAAGCAGCAAGCCCACAACCUGCUAAUCAACAAGCCAGAUGGAACUUUCCUUUUGAGGUUUAGUGACUCUGAGAUUGGAGGUAUCACAAUUGCCUGGAGGUUUGACAACACUGAUAGAAUGUUCUGGAACCUGAUGCCCUUCACCACUCGUGACUUCUCCAUCCGCACCCUGGCAGACCGUCUCGGGGACCUCCCAUACCUCCUCUAUGUGUAUCCUGACCGUCCCAAAGAAGAGGUCUUCUCCAAAUACUACAUGCCAGUCCUUUCAAAGACGGGGGAUGGGUAUGUGAAGCCACUGAUCAAGCAAGUUGUGCCAGAGUUUGCCACUACAUCUGGAGACUCUACAGCUGGAGGGCCUACCUACAUGGAUCAAGCUUCAUCCCCAGCUGUCUGCCACCAGUCCCUGUACAACACUUACCCAACAAACCCCGACUCCGUGCUGGACCCAGAAGCGGACUAUGACCUGGAUGACUCGAUGGACGUGGCGCGGCACGUGGAAGAGCUGCUGAGGCGCCCCAUGGACAGCCAGUGGAUCUCGCACGCCCAGUCAUGACCAUGCCGCCUCCCCUGGAGAGACCGUGUAGAGACUGUGAAAAAAUGGGGGGCGCUGCCGUUAGGGAGUACAGCUGCUGUGUGUGUGUGUUUGGAGGGGGGGUGCAUUUCCUCACCCCGUAGUGAGGGCAAGCCUGCCCUGCCCUGACUGGGGUGUGGGGGCUGUGCCUGAGAGGCAGUGGAUCUUGUCUCUCCCCUUUCACACGUGCAAAAGGCAGUGGAGUGUAUCGCUUGGCUUUCCCAUCUGCUCGGCUUUUCUCGGGCCUUCCGCUUUGGCGCAGUGCCUCCUUCUGCCAAGCUGCCAUAUGAUUUGCGUUGGGGAUCAUUCCCUCCCCUCCUCCCAGGAUUCCACACACUGCCACGUCCUUUGCCCAGGAGCCUUUGGGGUGGGGUUGCUGAGCUGUGGAGGAGAGUAGGCCUUAUUUGAAGUAUUUGUCUUUUGUAAUCUUUUUAUGUGUCUGACAUUUCUUUUCUCAGCUGCACCCAGGAUAAACGGGUGUGUGUGCGCGCCUGGCUGGCUGGCUGCCUCUGACCUGUGUUUCCCUAGGUGCACACAUGUGUGGGCAGCAGCAUUCUGUGCAAGAGACCCUGACUCAGUGGGAGUGCUGCUUCUAUUCGGACCCCUCUGUAGUAGCCCACUCCUACCAUGCCCCCCCUUGGUUGACAGAACCCUCUGGAGUCGCUAUCUGUCGCCUUACCCCAACGCCUUUCUUUUUGCCUUGUCGCAAGAUAGUCGCUUACCCCUUGGCUCCUGCAUCAUCUAGUACCUUUUGGCUUUUGAUGUGCCCGACAUUUUGCUCCCAGGCAUCACAAGUUCAGCAGAUCGCUGAGGGGUGGUGGUGGUGUUUUUAAAUAAGUUGAAAGUGCAGGAAUUAGAAUCAGAAACAGUGUUUCCCCUGUUAGGAUUAGGGGUGGCAUGGGAAGAAGGCCCCCUGGAUUUCAUUGCUGGGUUCUGAGGG
Messenger RNA from Lacerta agilis (Sand lizard), 3630 nucleotides. Its product is annotated as signal transducer and activator of transcription 5B. The transcript is spliced from 18 exons. Gene Ontology annotation, biological process: cell surface receptor signaling pathway via JAK-STAT; regulation of transcription by RNA polymerase II; response to peptide hormone. Bases 324 to 2672 code for a protein of 782 amino acids. NCBI's taxonomy places the organism in Eukaryota, Metazoa, Chordata, Lepidosauria, Squamata, Lacertidae. The record is from RefSeq and is a predicted model, not a curated record. Gene Ontology annotation, molecular function: RNA polymerase II cis-regulatory region sequence-specific DNA binding; DNA-binding transcription factor activity, RNA polymerase II-specific.